AUGAUGGAUUCCCUCACCAAUGUUUCUAAUCUUGCUCAUUUGAAUGUAACUUUGCUCCAUCUUUCCCAAUCUGAAGUAAUUAACCUUUUCAUAAAGUUCAGUCUUUUCUCUUUGGACAGUCUGUGGCUUGCUGAAUGUGUAUAUAAUUGUGAUCUUAUUAGGAUUAUCCGACAGAGUCAGAGAUAUCCCCGUCUCCAAUCGUUGAGGCUAAGAUGUUGGGAGUCAAGAGGGGAUACCACUCUUCCUUUGUUAAGUAUAUGUCCUAGCUCUCUGAAAAAGUUGGAAGUGGAAGAUUGCUCCCUCUUCCGAGCAGACUUGGAUUUCAUAGAAAAGAACUGCCAAUAUAUGGAAGAGUUCGUAUACAAGCCAACAACUUCUGAUGGACUACUUUUGGAUCACUCAGAAGAUACAUCAGGAGCAAUCAAGUAUGAAGAUCUCUAUAGGCUCUUCCUGAAUCUUCCGAAUCUGAGAGCCUUCCAUGUCAAUGAGUUGAUUGAGCCGGAGUUUCUGUUGAUCCUAUGUAGCACUCUUGUAAAUAUAAACAAAGCAAAGUUCUUGAUGAGAGGCAUAAACCGUGAUCGUGCUUACUACGUGUUAAAAAUGUUUUAUGAGAAAGUGACGAUACGACAAAGCUUCCAUCCUUUUCGAGAUGAGCAGGAAGGCAUCGAAGAAUCUGAUUCUGACGACGAAAGCGACGGCAAAAGAUCUGAAAUCUUUCGAGCAUACUCUAACAAAUAUCUAAAAGAAUGGAAAGAUGCUGUCGAUGAAGCCAGAGGAAGGACCCUACAGAACUAUUCCUGGUUCUUUGAAGAGUAUUUGAAACCUGACUUGAGCACUGAGAGUUCCACUACGAAGUGGUGUUUGAUUCUUCACUACAGAAGGAAAACGUUUCCAGCAGAAAUACCUAACUUCAAAAGUGUUUUCUGUAAUCAAUGA
Molecule: messenger RNA, 936 nt
Organism: Auanema sp. JU1783
Lineage: Eukaryota; Metazoa; Nematoda; Chromadorea; Rhabditida; Rhabditidae
Source: the annotation of a GenBank genome assembly